Phragmites australis (common reed) is the source of this 886-nucleotide messenger RNA. RefSeq lists its product as uncharacterized. The record is from RefSeq and is a predicted model, not a curated record. Bases 46 to 603 code for a protein of 185 amino acids. The transcript has a single exon. Lineage: Eukaryota; Viridiplantae; Streptophyta; Magnoliopsida; Poales; Poaceae.
CAAGACAACCUGAACUGAAAGAGGCAGGCAACAUCCCGCCUUCGAAUGCAAGUCUCUUCUCCCUCCCAGUCCCAGGUUGCUCCACCCGAGACGAAGCGAGAACAAACGCCGCCUCUCUCUUCCCGGCACCGCCCGAGCCUCUUCUUCCAUGCGCCCGCGCGCGCCUCCGCACCACGCGCGUCCUUCUCCUCCCCGCUCCUGAUGGCUUCCUUCCCCGCGCGGCGGCGUCUGCUCCAUCUCCUCCUGCUGGUUCUCCUUCUCGGCACGCUCUCCUCGCCCUCUGUCCGCGCGGCCAUGGAGCGCCGCAACGCGGAGGCGCCGGCGAUGACGCCCGCCGUUGCCGCCGGGAGUGCGCGGCAGGAGUUCCACGUGGCAGGAGUUCCACGCGGCGCCAAGAAGGGCGCGGGGACGAGGCGGCCGAUCAGGGAAUGGAGGAGGAGGGUACGCCGAGGACGCGACGGGGGCACAGGCGCGUGGGCAUUCUCGGCAAUGCUGCCCCGGGGGUUCGUGCCACCGUCGGGCUCGUCGGCGUGCCACAACGACAUGCCGGCCACUGCCGUCGAUGCCCAGUUCUUCGCCUGCGGCGGCGCCGGGAGCCCGUGACGACGACCGCAACAGCGAGGGCCGUGUCCCUGCCUGCCUGCCUGCUUCGACCAGGAAUGAUCCAAAUCCAAGAACAGUUCUUGGAAGCGCAGGAUUCUCUUCUCUCUGCUAGUUCUUGACGGGUUCUUGCUGUUCUUGCAAGUGUAAAUGCAGUGAGGCUUACUCUGUUCUUCUCUAGUUGCUCUUGAAAUAUUGGGGGCUCUGAAUCGAAUGAACUGAUCGGAAGCGAUGCGAUCUUGAGUUCCUAAUGAGUUUGUCCAUGUUUCCAGUCGUGUCCUCUCCC